AAAUACUUGAGGCGACUCCUGGUUCCCAGAAUACUAACAACAUGUAGACCAUUCAGUGCAGCAGUAGACUCUGCAUUAUUUUGGCACAUACAUUUCUAGAUUACUUUUUGAAUUCUGUAUGUUCUUUCUUUCAGCAAGCUCUGUCUGCUCCCCGUACCCUCAAAGCUGUCUCUAUGUAACAUUAUUUUCCUCCUUCAUUCUUAUCUCUAGUGCCCUGUGUAAUCUCUUCCUGAGCUCAAGAGUUUUGACCUCACUCCUUCACCUCUCUUAAGGGGCUGUACAGUGAUAGAGCAGCUCAGUGGUCAUGCACGAAGAUCUGUACCUGUUUCUUUGCAGAGGAAUAAAGGCAGUGGGCAUCUCUUAUGGAGGGGGCAUUGAGCUGAGAAAGGAGGCCUAAGCAUGGCACAGGUAGCUGUACCAAAAUAAAAACUAAGACUUGCAGAGGGGAGGCUUUGUGUUGGAGCCGUUGUACCAUCCCGUUUCCCAAGUGUCUCACCGAGCUGAAGGAAAGUGGCCUCCCAGGAGAGAUGGUAACUCUGGUGGCAAUUCUCCUGCAUGGGGAGCUUUGGAUAUUGGGUGGAGAAAGGGGGGCUCUGAUCCAGCUUCUGUCAAGCUGUCUUCUUUUAAUAUGUGUCUGAACUGUGUGACGAAGAUCAUUAAGCUGAGCUGAAAUAGCAGGAAGGGGCUUGGUGCAGCCUUGUUGCCCCUCGGGUGGGUGUUAUAUCCUAUGUGAAGCUCUUUGCUGCCUGAGCUCUAGUGCUUAAAGCUGGCUAUGGCAUUUCUACAGCAAGCUGUAGCUGCACCAGUGAGCAUAUGCCCCAAUAAUGGGUUGCUUGGGAAGGCAUUUGUUUUAAUAAGAAAAAUCAGUGUCCUUGUCUACACCACUCAAAUUGGUGUCCUUGUCCACACUGCUUAUGAGUGGCUUUCACCUCUCACAGCCAGAAGCUCCUGCUGUUGCCUUGGAGAAAAGGCAGAGGGCUGGGGAGGAGAGCCCCUAGUGCACCCGCUGGCAGCCCAGUGGGCUGUGGAGUGUCUCUGGCUGCUGGUGCAUUUCCAGUGGGGCAGCCGGGCCUGGCGAUGCAGGGCAGGGCUUUCUCUGCCAGCAGUGUGUUGGCAGCAGCCCGGGGGUGUGGGCCACUCCAGUACCCGAGGUGAAGAGAGCAGGACGGGGAGCACAGCCCACCCUGCUGCGGGGGCUGAGGCCAGCACCGCAUGGGAAGAGGGAAAGUGGCACACUGAAAAGCUCGGUUUCUCCCUGGUUUUGGAGGAGGAGGAUCUUGGGACUCCACUUAUUUCUGUGUUGCCUUGUUCCCUGGCUAGCCAAAGGGCUUGUCUGUGCUUGAUAGCACUUGUUUUUUCUCCUUUCUUGUUUGUAGGAGGAGGUGUGUAGGGAAGGUGAGGUACUUUCUAUUUAAAACCAGAAGGGUUUGUCAUCUCCGUCCAGGUGAAUUAACCCACACUGGAAGGAAGUAUGACAUUCACACUGCCUUUUGUAAUCUGGGAAAGCUGCAGAUGGAUGCGUGCCUGAUAGCAGGAAUUGCUUUGUCCACUAGUGCUUUCAUUGCCCUCCUGUUUUACUUAGCUGGCCACGGUCUGCACCCUUCCCCUCUCCAAUCUUGUGCUCCCUACUGCAGUAUGACCAAGCAUUGCUGCUUUGUUUUCCUGCUGGCGUGCAGCCAGCUACACCCUCUUACAGUUCCAGCUUGCAGUGAGUUUGUGCACUCAGAUUCACUGAUGAGUUAGGCAGUAGCUACUUCGCACAGCUGUGUGCACCUGAGCUGAAGUCCUGGAUUUCCACGCCCUCUUGGGAGAAGAGUGUGGCUGUAACUAUCUAAAGUCUGUCUAAACUAUCUAAACAUGAGGGAGAGAUGGUGUGCUCGACAUCUGGACCAAGGAGAUGUGAAACACUUGUAAGCACCAACAGUGAUAAUAGUGAAGUUUCUGGGAGGGUUUGUGUAGCCUGCUAAAAGCUGGCAGUUGCGAGAUGAGGCUUCUGGAUGCUUGUCUGUUAUGUUACUGGUACCAUUGCAAAUGCUAAUUGAAAGUUUGCUUUGGCUACCCCAGCUCCUGGGGGUCUCCUGGGCCCUCCUCUAGCAGAGGACCAAGCUGACCUGCAGUGUAAGCAUAACAUGGCCAUUCUCCACAGGUAACCUCUUCUGGUAGCUACUAGGCCCUUGUGGGUAGCUCCUCCUAUAUGUGAAGGCUACAGGUGUAGUCAGGGUUGUUUUAUUAUUGUCUCUUCCAUCUCCACAAAAUCCUUAUUGCAGGCACGUCUGUGGCUUUCACUACACUGCACCAGCCUUCAAGCAGGAGCUUAACUGUUUCCCUGAUGAGAUGUACAAGCCCUCCCCCACUGUCUCUGCAGAAAGGUUGCCUGUCCCUUCUUCUGCCUCACUUUCCAAAGCUGCUCUCUUGUUCUCCCUGAGGUGUGCAAAACCUGGCAGUAAUAUGAUGAGACAAAUCUAAUUUGGCAGCUUCCAGUGUUGAUCUGCUGUGCACCUCCCUCUACCCUGUCUCCCGGUAUCAUCAUGGAACCACUCCAAAUGCAGCUUUAAACUUUUCCUUUCACCCAUCCAAAUCCCUUGCAAGAAAGCCAGGGAAGCGGAAGGUGGGUCUUUGUGCUUAAUAAGAGGAAAUUCAGUGUUGUGUACAUCUGUAACAGCACAGUGCACAGGAUUUCUUCUUCCCCUCACAAAGUGUGGGCUUGAGUUUGAGAAUCUUGCUGUUUAGACCUUUAUAGACUAUCCUGUCUUUAGGAGUAGUAACCUUCCUUAGCCAUCAGCUUAUGUCCAAGACCACCCAUCUCCCUCGUCUCUCUGCUCCUUGAGAGCCUGUUUUUGAAAACUGUCUGUAUUAGGUGUGAUAAGCAAUAUUUUUCUAGUCAGGUAGCAGGAGAGGCUGAAGUCUUGUAGCAGGAAGAGCUAAGAGGGGGGUAGCAUAAGACCAGCCUGAUGUGAUCAUGGACCCCUCUUUAAAGAAGAGGUAGACGUACCUAUUGGGGGUAAACACAGGUGAAGCUGAUCCUGCCUUGGAUGAGGUGGCCUCUUAAAAGUUUAUGACCCUGCAGCUUUCUGUGCUCUGCCAAGGUCUCUUGUUUCUGCGUUGCAGCUUCUUUCUGACAGUCCUGUACCUUCACGUGUGCAACAGUUUCAAAAGAUGGUUCAGCAGCACCAAAAUAGUUGGCUGUUAACUGACAGCAGUAAGACAUGGAAGAAGACCUAUGAGACCUUUCUGAAUGGACAUAUGUCUCCGAAACAUACUGUUUGUUGAAGCUGAUGUGUCACUGAUGGAGUCUGAAGAAACCAGUGAGGGAGGUACCACUCCCCCAGAAGCCAGCAGCACCAGGGGGGAAGCCUGGGAUUCUGCAGCAGUCAACAGAGAGCAUCAUGCCCUUCAUGCAUCAGCCGAAAUGAACACCAGCCCAUCUGACUCUGCAAAGGGAGCAGAACUCAGCACUCCCGAGAGCUGCCUUUCUGCUGCAGGAGAAGCAGCGGAGAUGCUGGGCAGACCCUUUAACCCUGUGCAAAAAGUGCCAGCAGGGCUGGAACGAGAGCAAGGUGAUGCAGAGCCUCCAAAGGGACUCUCAGAAUUGGAAGGAGAAGUGCUUCUUGAGGAGGGUGGACUGGAUUGUUCUCUGAAACAUAAGCAAAUAGAGCUGGUUGACCUGGAAAGCAGCCAGGACUGUUCCUCUCUCAGCACAGUCCGGGAUGGGCCAGCCCCUGGCAAUGCCAUCCUGCAGGCUGUGGACUUCAGCACUGAGUUUACUCAGUGCCAAGCAGAACAGACUUGUCAUGGCUCAGAUCCUCAGGCCCAGCAUUUGAAAUCGUCUUUGGCUGAUGAUGUUUCCUCUCAAAGAGACACACUUAAGUGCUUCUUGGUGUGUAAAACUGUUUCAGAGGGGCAUUAUAAGGCUGAACCAUUUCUGGAUAAGGUGUCCACAGAUCCUUUGCAGGAGGUUGAUGUUGGUGCAGAGCAGAAGCAGAGCAGCAGAAAAGUGGCAUCAGCAACUGAUGAGCAGCCUACUUCACAGGAAGAAGUAGAGGACAUGGCUAAACCUUACAUUUCUGAAGAUGCUAAGGAAAGCAUAAGAGCACUCCAGUGUGUGGAAGAGAAUACAGAGUUGUCUUCUUCCCACCAAUUGUCUUCCAGCUUAACAGAUGACAGCCAAGUAAGUUCACUACAAGGAGAAGGCAACAUCUCAGCUGGUGAAACAAGGAAUAGCAGCAUGGUCAAAGACCAGGGAACAGUAAUUGUUUCUAAAGAAAACUCAUCCACUUCUAAAUGCCUUCAUGUUGAAGGUGAUCACAGAAUAACACAGGGCAGACCUGCCUUUCCAGCAGAGAGUGCCUGCCAAGUAAAGGAUACUGCUAAAAAAACUGAAGAAGUGAAUACUUCACAGCAUAAGAAAACAACACAGGAAGAGGUGUUGUCUGAACUUCAGCAGAAAGAGGAGAAUGAAGAGUGCAAAGAGCAGAAUCUGUUGGAAGAAGGAAAAUCUUUGGAUCCUAAAGAUCAGAAAAACAAGAAACAAAAUGAGCAGAAACAACAACUACAGAAGGAAGAGGUCAAACUGGAAGCUCUAGCAUCAGUUUUCAGGUCAGAGAUACCUUCUGUUCCCAGGCAUAAUGUGGACUUGUGUGCCUUGGAGAAUAUUGUUUUGGCUGAGCAAACAGGACCAGCAUUUCCUCCAGCAGAGCCUGCCUCUGUGGGUCAGCAUCCCAGUGAGGAUGUACCGCUGAAAGCUUAUGUCACAGAAGCAGGUUCUGGAUAUCAGCCACCCACUGUCAGUCCCCUGUCCUCACAUAAUCUGAACCUAGUGGGUGAAACUCCAGUGUCACCUCCACACAUAUGCCAUGUCUCUGACCAGGCAGAAGAUCUAGAAGACUCUGGCCGCUUUUCCAUUGUUGGUCAGGAUAUUGGAGAAGCUGACUGGCAUGACAGGACAAGACAGGGCAGGGAGAAUGAAUGCAGUGAGGGGCAUGGAAAGGCUGUCCAGAGGUUUGAUAAAAGAGAUGAACCUUCUAGCAGAGAGAGCCCAGAGGCUUACGUUCCAGCACUCCCUUCCUCUGCUACCAAGAACUUGGAGCCACCUGGUCCCAUAGAUAUUCAUCCCGUUACAGGAAAUUUGGGAAAAGCUGAGCUUCAGGACUUCAUUCCAACUUUACCGUCAGAGCUUUCCUCUGUGGCUUCAAUGUCUGGUCCACAGCAAGACGGUGCUUAUGAAACAGCCUCUGUGACCCUUGAAGUCUGUCCUAGCACCAGCCUGAACAAACUGCUAGACACUGUAGAGAAGCCAGCCAACCAAGCUGCUUCUGUACGAGGGCAGGACCCAACAUUAGAGGAAACUACUGUUGUACAUGCUGAUCCAGGGGAGGCCAACAUUUCCCAUGAACUCACAACUUCUGAGGAAGGCUUUAAUGAAAACCUUAGUGGCCCAUCUUCUUUCUCUGUAAUAUACCCGAGCUGUCUUCCUCUGGAGGGGAGCCUUCCUGAAGAUGGGAGGACGGCAGCUAUAGUUGCAGGGCCUCUGGAACGACCCCAAACACCAGACAGGACUUCCACUCCCCUGAGCCACCCAGAGACAAUUCAGCAAAACUCCCCAGAAAUAAGUGCCAUUAUCCAAGGAAAAGAAACAGGAACAAAUGUAAAUCAUGAAGAACAGCAAAUGCCUGUAUUUGAUCAGUCUGACUCCAGUUUAAACCAAAAAGAGCCAGCAUCCAGAAUCUCCAGUGUCCUGAGCACCCUAACUUGGCCCUCUGAAGAAGAUGGUGUCCUUGCUGUGAACCAGCAAGAACAAUCUCUGUCCCCUGUGUCCCACUCAAGCCUACCUCUGGUGUCUGAGCUUGAUGCCAAACAGCUUCCUCAUCUUCUUUUCCAUGUCCAAAGCCCCAGUCAAGCUCAGGCCCCUGCACUUAGUGCAAAUCACCUUCCCCGACCUCGAGCCCUUGAUAUGUCCCAGCCACUGGCUCCUGUACCCCACUCCAGGCCACAUCGCAACUGUGGUGUGGACAAUAAUAAGUUACUAGCCAUUCACCCUACUAUAAGCCAUACUUUCCGGACUGCUGCCUCUGUUUCUCAUUUUAACACUGUAGCCUCUGGUUCUGAUGGAGAUGUAGCAGAGAAAGAUGACCUUGUUCCAGAAAUUAGAGAGUGGGAUCUCGGUGAUUCAGGAACCCAUGAUGCAGAGACUUCUGAUGACUCGGGGGUCAGUUUGUUGGGCAAAAGCUUUUCUGCUGCUGGAAAUGAGGCACUGGCCGUCUGCUCUGACACCAGCCCUGAAACAACGGAUCAGCACAUGGAUAUACAGUGUGAAAAAUCCUCACCUGACCACCCUUCUUGGCCCUCGCUAGAAAGCCUGAUAACAUCCACAGACUCCAAGAGCAGAGAUUCUGCACAACCACUUCCAAUGCUAGCAUUCACCAAUCCAAUCCAUUUCCUCCAGCUCAGCCCUCCAUCACCACCAACCACCAGAAUGGCCUGCCAAGAAGAGGAGGUCUCAGGGGAGUUACGAUGGGAGCAGCAGACAGGCUUCUUCGGUGUGGACACAAAGAAUAUCCAAGUUCCUCUGGCAAACACAGAGAAAACAGAAGGUGAGAGGAGGGUCAAGCAAAGGCUGGAAGGAGAAAGAGGAGAACAGCACUUGGUAGCUCAGCCAAAGGAAGAAAUGCCCAGACACUCACCUUUGGAAAAAUCAUCAAGUUGGCCAGACAAAAAAAUGAGCAGGGUAGUUACACAGGAGCCACCAGCCAAUCAAGAAAACACAAUUAAACGCCGAGUAAAAAGUAAGGAUUGGCACCGUCAGGGCCUGAAGAGGAUGUCAGUACCACCUGACAUCUUGCAGGAAAUUCCUUCUGUUCCUUCAGAGGAAGAAGCUCACAAGGCACACAGGGAACCACCAGUCAGUUCUGAAAGAGUAAUAUUGCGAGAGAAGAAACCUGCAGAUGCAAUGGAGAACUUCAAACGCCGACACUCCAAGCUGAUAAACUCCUCAAGAUUGCUGUAUCAGGAGUACAGUGAUGUGGUUCUGAACAAGGCCAUUCAAAGCCAGAAGAGAGUGGAUUCUUUCGCAGAGGAUAUAGAGUCGAGUCUCCCAAGCUCCCCAAGGCUACGGAGAAAAGUGCUGUCUCCCCAGGACUCAUAUUUGCAACGUCUGUCAGUGUCAUCUAAUGCGUCCCUCUGGCAGGACAUCCCCAUGAUACGGGGCAGCAGAAUGCUACUCAAUAUGUCCCGUGAUGAACAGAAGCUGCAAGAGGCCAAGUUUGAGCUGAUAAUGUCUGAGGCUUCAUACCUGCGCAGUUUAAAUGUGGCUGUGGAUCACUUCCAGCGAUCAGCAGAGCUCCAGGCAAUGCUCACCAACCAAGAGCGUCAGUGGCUUUUCUCACGCCUUCAUGAUGUACGCGAUGUCAGCGCCAGUUUCCUCUUUGACUUGGAGGAGAAAUUUGAGGAGGACAUGUUCACCUUCCAUGUGUGUGAUGUGGCUCUGAAACAUGCCCCUGAGUUCCGCAGGGUGUAUCUACCAUAUGUAACAAACCAGACGUAUCAGGAGCAAACCUUCCAGCGAUUACUAAAUGGAAAUGCAGGGUUCCAGCAAGUCCUGGAGAGACUGGAAAGUGAUCCAGUAUGCCAGCGCCUCUCACUUAAAUCCUUCCUCAUCCUCCCUUUCCAGCGCAUCACUCGACUCAAACUCCUCCUACAGAAUAUCCUGAAGAGAACUCGACCGGGGUCUGAGGAGGAAGUGCAAGCAACACAGGCCUAUGAUGCACUUGAAAAGCUUAUCAAGGAUUGCAAUGAAAAUGUCCAGCGCAUGAAGAGCACUGAAGAGCUGAUCUACCUCAGCCAGAAGAUUGAAUUUGAGUGCAAGAUAUUCCCACUCAUCUCACAGUCGAGGCGACUUGUGAAGUGUGGUGAGUUAACAGCACUGGACUUCAACAACCUGAGUCCAAAAUGGAAAGUCACCACCCGUCCCAUCUACCUACAUCUUUUCAAUGACUGUCUGCUCCUGUCUCGGCCGAAGGAGGGUGGACGUUUUGUCGUAUUUGAUCAUGCUGCUUUCUCAGAUGUGCGUGGGGAGAAGUGCGAGAUGAAACUACAUGGAACAAACAAAAAUGUUUUCCGUCUCUUUCUACUUCAGAAUUACCAGGGAAAGAGAGUGGAAUUUUUGUUUCGUACAGAGACACACAGUGAGAAGCUGAGGUGGAUCUCUGCUUUGGCUCCUCCGCGAGGAGAACUGGACCUCCUGGAAUGCCCUGAUGCACCACAGGUUCAGUGCAUAAAGACCUACAAGGCUCGAGAAAAUGAUGAGCUGGCUCUGGAGAAAGCAGAUAUCAUCAUGGUUAUGCAGAACAGUAAUGAUGGAUGGAUGGAAGGAGUAAAACUUUCAGACCGGGAGAGAGGCUGGUUCCCCGCAGAACAUGUGGAACUCAUAUCCAGCAAACAGGCACGGCAGAAGAACCUGAAGGAGGAGCAGCGUGUAAAGAAUGCCAAGCAGCAGGUCUUCUGCAAGAAAUAAGACACUACUUUGUUUGGACCUGUACAGUCUCCCUGCCAUGGGGAAACCAUAUUUUUGUUUUUAUAUUGUGCCUCAGAAGAAACGCCUCUGCAAAGAGCAUAAUACAGCACUUUGACAGAACCAGGUGCUUUUUGCCAAAGAAAGCAGGAAUUCAAUCAGGAAAAAUCAUUCACUUCCUCUGUGUCACCAGGACUAUGGCAGCAGUAGGAGGAAAAAAAGGUUGCGUAUAUUGCUUGCUUUGUGGUAGUAGGGAGGGACUUUGAUUGGACAGAAGUCUGGGAUCUGGACUUCUGAAAAUGUGUUCCUGGUUUUGCCACUGACAAGUUGCAGGACCUUGGGCAAGUCGCUUCAGAAUUCUGCCUCAGUUUUCCCAUCUGUGAAAUGGGGGUAAACUUACCUACCUCACUGGAUGAUGUGAGGCUAAAUUCACUAGUAUUAGCAUACUAAGAGCUUUGAGUUCCUGAGAAGGAAGGUGCUAAGUGCGAAGCACAAUAUAGUUGAGGAGAGUUUUCCGUUUGAAUAUCCUCUUGAUAUCUCGAUACUGAUCUCCAUAGUGUAAUUUCCAUUUAGAACAAUUUAUCUAUUUGAUCGUGCAAGUCUACUGGUUUUUAGAUAGGCAAAUAUUUCUUUGUACCGAAAUUUAACUCAGACUCUACAUACUGUUAAGAGUCCUUAACAGCAUUAGAAGACCCACUUGAGUUAAGCGAAGUUUUCAGAAGCCACUGUGAUGAUUGCCUGCACCUUAAGAGGUAUCAAGCUGAAGAAUCUGUUUCACAAAGGUCACCUCUCUUCUGAACAAGUGUCCCAAUAAGCCAUCUGAAAUGACUUUUUUUUUACUCUGCCUCCCACUCAAAGUAGAACAAUGACUGUUGAUAAAGAUUUUUAUUACGUGUCGGUACGUGCCCUGUACAAAAUAACCAUGACUAAGCAUAUGCAAUGAAGUGGCACUUUCCUGCUGCUCUUAAUCUGAUAGCUGAUGUGGUUUUGCAUGCACCAUUUUGCACACUUAUAGAAAACACUGAGAUAUUUAGCCACUGUAGAUAAAGUCAAAAUAUGGACCAGGGACUUUGUUCUUUAUUAGAACUCUCUGGUUUUAAGUCCAGUUUACAUGCAGUCCUGCUUCUGUGCAGAACCUGCCUAUUUGAGGAUACGCCUUCAACUGUAAAAUACUAUUUCUGUGUUAAAGUGUUUGCGUUCAGUCAAUGCAAGAUCAAGUAUAAGAAUCAACACACCAAAGAAAGCAACGUGUAGCCUUCUUGCAUUUAAUAUAUUUGAAGAAUUAGUUAUCUUCAUUUCUCCAGCUUUCUGUCUCUGUAACAUUCUGCCUUUAAUUCCCAUUUAUGUUGUAUCUAGUACAGCUUAUUACAGCCUAUUUAUAUCAAUAAUUUUAGCUGGAUUUGAAAAAAAAAAAAAAAGUUGCUUUUAGUCCUAAUAAACUUAUGCACUUCUCCAGUUAAAACAA
Messenger RNA from Columba livia (rock pigeon), 9971 nucleotides. RefSeq lists its product as uncharacterized. The coding region runs from base 3236 to 8509 and encodes 1757 amino acids. Lineage: Eukaryota; Metazoa; Chordata; Aves; Columbiformes; Columbidae. The transcript has 15 exons. Gene Ontology annotation, molecular function: protein binding; guanyl-nucleotide exchange factor activity. Gene Ontology annotation, biological process: activation of GTPase activity; intracellular signal transduction. The record is from RefSeq and is a predicted model, not a curated record. Gene Ontology annotation, cellular component: cytoplasm; nucleus.